CAUAUCUUCAACGGUCUAUUUAAACUUUUAAUGAAGUACAAGAACAGAAAGUGUAUAAAUUGAAAUUUUAAAAAUUUCAAAAAUCAUUUCGGUAAACAAAAUGAUACCGGUAAACACACAUUGGAUGUUUUUGACAUUUAUUAUACUCCAGAGCAUUGUGAUCUUCACGGUACCCAAUGUCCAAGGAAAAGCCGUUGGAAGAAAAGAAUCGAGACUAACUCCCAAUGAACUGAGACAAAGAUAUGAAUCCGUGAAAUCCAAGAGGACAGCACACAGUAAUGUGAUACAAGAGGAAGCGGAACUAUAUCAAUCGUUACUCCGCACUAUCCGUGAAUAUGAGAAGAAACAGAGUCCAAAUACCAACGAGGUCAAAAAGAUAACCCAACCAGAAGACGGUGCAAAACUCAUAGAGGAUGCCCUGAAGGGUAAAGUGGAUCCGAAUUCUGACGUCGUGAAUCUUGUGGAGAGUAUGUUUGUGGAUGAAGGAAACAGACACGAUCUACAACCCGAGGGUAUUAACAAGAUUGCUUCCGAAAAAGGAAAGGUUUUUGGAGACACGCAUGACGGCCAUAAACUGACACCGGGCCAGGUUAAAGAAUUAAAGGGCGGGAAUGGAAAGGGAAAACGAAAUUUUUGGAGAGAUGCUCGACUUUGGACAGACAAAAUAAUUCCGUACACCAUUGCCAGCUCCUUAUCCUCUGUCCAGGGAAAUGUAGACACAAUCAACAAGGCAAUCCAACAGUUUACCGACUACACCUGUUUGAGAUGGGUUCCUUAUGGGUCUGCCGAAGCAAAUCAGGCCAGCUAUCCAAAUUAUGUGGAGUUCUUCUCUGAAAGUGGUUGUUGGUCGUACGUUGGAAGAGUGGGAUCAGGCAAACAAGAAAUCAGUCUUCAGUCUCCUGGUUGUGUUUCGGUAUCAACAACCGUCCAUGAAAUGGCGCAUGCUAUUGGACAAUUUCAUGAACAAUCCAGAAAUGAUCGUGAUAAUCAUGUCACCAUGGUCUGGUCAAAUAUCGACGACGGUCAAAACAACACCAAUAUGCAGAAAUAUAACACCUUCGAUUAUAAUCCAUAUGACUAUCAGUCUGUGCUUCAAUACAGUUUAACGUCAUUUUCCAUAAAUGGUAAGGCAGUUAUGAAGUUCCAUGACCGUCGGCUGGAGUUUUUGGCUGAUUCAGCCACUGGACUCAUGUUUUAUGAUAUUCAGGAUGUCACGGAUGCAUAUGAUUGUACCAGACCCUGUCGGGGCCCGAGUGGUAAUGAUCCCUUGAAGCAGUGUCAGAACGGAGGGUUUGUAAUCCACACCUGUGACUGUCUGUGUCCGUAUGGUAUCACUGGAGACCUGUGUCAGACAGUGGACACUGAUCCAGAAUGUGGUCCAGGUUUAAUAACCUUAGCUGACGGAGAAACCAAGACCAUAACUACACCUAAUUUUAAUACUGGGGGACCAUAUCCUACCGGAAAACGAUGUGUUUGGUUGGUGAAGUCUUCUAGUGGUAAGAAUGUAGCUAUGAAGAUAGACGAAAUGGAUUUAUCAACUGAUGACGGCGCAUGCGCUCACUGGCUAGAGAUCCAGUACAAUCUGAUUGGACAGAGCGGACCAAAACGCUGUGGAAAGUUCUCACAUGAGACCUACGUGACGUCAGACUCCGGGAACCCGUCCAUGAUGUUACUAAUAUUUAACAGCUCCUUUGCUUCUAAUGUCCAAGCGGGCAAGGGAUUUACUUUGUCUGUGUCCUCUGUCGGUGCAGGCUGUAAAUCUACCCCGUGUGUCUUUGGAGCAUGUACUGACGUUGGAUCCAGUGAUUUCAACUGCGCAUGUGCUUCCGGAUAUACUGGACGGCUUUGUGAUACACUUGUUGGGGAUACAGUCUGUGACUUUGAAGGAGAUGUUUGUGGCUUUAGCAACUUAAAAUCAGACUCCUACGACUGGGUUAUAAAAUCGGGAUCUACGCCUUCUGGAGGCACCGGUCCUUCUCGAGCCAGGAGCGGAUCAAACUAUUUAUAUAUAGAAAUGUCAUACCCUGUACCUACUGGGACUACCUUUCAUUACGAAACACCUUUCCUGACAGCUGGUCAAAGAUGUCUGGUGUUCUGGUAUCAUAUGUAUGGUUCUGGUAUGGGAACCUUAAAUGUGCUUCGGGAUUCAACUACAGUGUGGACCAAAAGUGGAAAUCAGGGGAAUCAAUGGCUUAAAGCUGAAUUAAACAUACAAGGAUCAACAAAUUAUAAAGUGAUUUUUGAGGCAAUAAGGGGGAGUGAUUACAUGAGUGAUAUUGCUUUAGAUGACAUUUCCUUGACCUCCGCUGCAUGUGGUUCCCCUACAACAACAACUACUACAACAACAACAACGACGACGACAACGCCAUCAACAACAACGACGACGACAACGCCAUCAACAACAACGACAACGACAACGCCAUCUACAACAACGACGACGACAACGCCAUCAACAACAACGACGACGACAACGCCAUCAACAACAACGACAACGACAACGCCAUCUACAACAACGACGACGACAACGCCAUCAACAACGACGACGACGACAACGACACCAUCAACAACAACGACGACGCCAUCAACAACACAAUCAACAACAACGACAACAUCAACAACCACAACCAGUCAACCAGGAGAAAUCAAUCAAAUAAAUUGUGAUUUUGAAGAUGGGAAUUGUGAACUUAGUAACCCUAUGUCACAAACUUACGACUGGACAAUUAUCUCGGGAGGAACACCGUCUAAGACCACUGGACCCUUCAGUGCUCACGGAGGGACUAGAUAUCUGUAUGUGGAAACUUCCUCUCCUGUCCCCUCUGGAAACAAAUUUUACUUUGAAUCACCAUUUAUUGUUGGCGGGUCUAAAUGUUUGACUUUCUGGUAUCAUAUGUCCGGUACUACUAUGGGAACACUUAAAGUUCUACAGAAUGGAAAUCCAAUCUGGACUAGAUCCGGAGAUAAAGGAGUGGAUUGGAUUAGAGCUGAUGUUAACAUAGGAACAGCAUCAAGUUAUAAAAUAUCGUUUGAGGCCACCAAGGGAACCAGCUACUCUAGUGAUAUAGCAUUGGAUGAUAUUUAUACAACAACGGGAACUUGUAUUCCAAGCCAGAUAAAUUGUGACUUCGAAGAUGACGAUUGUCCACUUCGGAAUCCUCGAACACAAACUUACGACUGGAGUAUCAUUUCGGGAGCAACGCCUUCAAGCAGUACAGGGCCCACUGGUGCCAAAGUUGGAUCUAAUUAUUUGUAUGCAGAAACAUCUUCCCCAGUACCCGUAGGGAAUAAAUUUCUUUACCAAUACCAGUUCGAUGAUGGUGGAUCCAGGUGUUUGAGAUUCUGGUACCAUAUGUAUGGAAUAGGAAUGGGAACACUUAGCGUGCUACAGAAUGGAAACCCGGUCUGGACUAAAUCAGGAAAUCAAGGAAACCAGUGGAUGGAGGCUUAUGUAGACAUUGGAACAGCAACAAAUUACAAGAUUUCGUUUGAGGCAGUAAAGGGGAAAGAUUAUAGAAGUGACAUUGCACUAGAUGAUAUCUCUACAUCAAGUGGUACCUGUGGUUGUGCGGCUGCGCCCUGUGUCUAUGGAACUUGUAGUGACGUUGGUAAUGACUGUUCCUGUGAUAGCGGUUACACAGGGAGGCUCUGUGAUACAAUUGAUGCUUCAAGUGCUAUAUCCUGUGAUUUUGAAAAUGACGAUUGCACGCUUCAGAAUUCUGAGGCUCAGACUUAUGACUGGCAAAUCAAUUCGGGAGGAACACCGUCAAAUAGUACAGGGCCUUCUAGUGCUAAAAAUGGAAACAACUAUUUAUACGUAGAGACGUCUUCCCCUGUACCAAGUGGGAACAGAUUUAAGUACGAAUCUCCCUUCCUUGCCGGUGAAAACAGAUGUCUGAGAUUCUGGUACCAUAUGUAUGGCAGUGGAAUGGGAACACUAAACGUUUUACGAAAUAAUACUCAGGUCUGGACUAAAUCAGGAAAUCAAGGAAACCAAUGGAUGGAAGCCUUUCUUAAUGUUGGAACAACAGCAAACUACAAGAUAACCUUUGAGGCUGUGAAGGGGGUAGACUACAGGAGUGAUAUAGCCCUUGAUGAUGUUUCUAUUUCAACUUCCGAUUGCACUUAGAUGAGAAUCCAUUCUUCGACAUAGUCUGUAUAUCGAUGGCAAGUAUAACAAACUACAACAAAAAUACAAGCAUCAAACGCAAUGCUCUCUUGAUGUUUCCUCACAAGUAGACUAUUUACGUUGCAGGAACCUUUAAUACACCAGUUAGAUGGACUCUACUCAAUACAUUAUAUCUCAAUAGUUUAACUGUGACUAGUGAAAACUAUGCUUGUCCUUUGUCAUUCAACGUUUUAAAAAUGUGUAAAAUUUGAUAUGUUUCAUUAUAAUUCUUUCUCAUUAAAAACAUGCACCUUUG
This is a messenger RNA of Saccostrea cuccullata (small rock oyster), 4418 nucleotides long. RefSeq names its product MAM and LDL-receptor class A domain-containing protein 2-like. Gene Ontology annotation, cellular component: membrane. The record is from RefSeq and is a predicted model, not a curated record. NCBI's taxonomy places the organism in Eukaryota, Metazoa, Mollusca, Bivalvia, Ostreida, Ostreidae. Gene Ontology annotation, biological process: proteolysis. Bases 101 to 4123 code for a protein of 1340 amino acids. The transcript is spliced from 34 exons. Gene Ontology annotation, molecular function: zinc ion binding; metalloendopeptidase activity.